AUGAAUCCUUACAAUAUAGGAAGAUGCUUGAUGUGUCUAGGGUGUAUAUGUAUUUAUAGUGUUGAUGGCUUCAAAAUUAAAGAUGCCAAAGAGAUCAAGGUAUCUGCAGAUGAUGAAAUCUGCAAUGAUGAGGAUUCUGAACAACCAGCCGAGAUGGUAUGUGUGGAUGAAGACCAUGUCAUCCAUCUAGCCAAUGUCUCCUACAAGGCAUGUAACCAAUCACCCUGCAUAAGAACGAAUGUGCCUGUGGAUAAAUGGCCGACUGGUCUACUUCAAUGCCUUGGAAAGUUUGAGUGUAAAGUUUUGCCGCUGGAACCAACACCAGAAUUCAGAGUUUGUGCCUCAUGCUCCCGAUCUGUUUUCGCCCCUGCACGUGGACUAAUGCAUUUGUUUUGUAAUGGAGUUGGUGAUGUCAUUGAGGUUAAAACAUCAGUCAGUUGGUCAUUGGACAUAACAUCUCAAAGUGUUCAUAUCUCUGAUAAUUCUGAAGGAUCUCGACUUGCGGCACUGAAGCACUCUUGCGAUGGGAUACAAUAUUGCAACUCUAUAAAUGCAAGGCCAGAGACGGGAAAUUAUGAACGUGUAUUUUACAAAUGUGUACAGGAUAAAACCACAACCUCUUUCCAAGCAACUGUGUCAAUGCCUACUACUCUGACCCAACUGCCAUGGAAGAUCCCAGUCAUUUUCACAUUAGGAUUAGUCAUUACUGGACUACUUUUGGUUGGAGGCAUUGGUCUUUUCAUCCUCUACAGGAGAUGGUAUAAUGAUACAAACAAUCCAAGGGACCAAGAAUUAGGAGCUAACCAAAGAACGGGAGAAGACAACAUACUUUUAAAUGGACAACAUCUGGAACAGCAAUGAAACAAUUUACAAAUGGCGUUCAUCCUUAACAAGGACUGUAGAUAGAAAAUUCGAAAUUCUUUAUUUUUUCUGAGCUAUCAGGU
Molecule: messenger RNA, 944 nt
Organism: Owenia fusiformis
Lineage: Eukaryota; Metazoa; Annelida; Polychaeta; Sabellida; Oweniidae
Source: the annotation of a GenBank genome assembly